Messenger RNA from Hyposmocoma kahamanoa, 2192 nucleotides. It is a transcript of the gene E2f1, whose product is annotated as transcription factor E2F2. The transcript has 10 exons. The record is from RefSeq and is a predicted model, not a curated record. Gene Ontology annotation, cellular component: RNA polymerase II transcription regulator complex. The coding region runs from base 528 to 1919 and encodes 463 amino acids. Gene Ontology annotation, biological process: regulation of transcription by RNA polymerase II. Lineage: Eukaryota; Metazoa; Arthropoda; Insecta; Lepidoptera; Cosmopterigidae. Gene Ontology annotation, molecular function: RNA polymerase II cis-regulatory region sequence-specific DNA binding; protein dimerization activity; DNA-binding transcription factor activity, RNA polymerase II-specific.
CCUGCGCAGUCGCUUUGUAAAUACGCGACGCUACCUUUCUCAAACCGGUCGUUCAACAAAAAUUCAAAAAUUCGUUAAUUUUUUAUGGCUUUGUGAACGAGGGGACCAAGGGUAGGAAUUUGGGAGAGUGGCGUCCGCUAGGGGUUGCUUGGCCGCUUCGCGCCUGCGCACGUAGUUCGCGCCACUGCUACGUCGCUUGCAAGCCAGAUGUUCCGAAAAGCUUCCUGUCGCCGCCGUUUCAAUGCUCAGCAUUUUUGUACUAAAGUUAUUGUAAAAUGUGUACUAGGACUUUUUUAUCGUCAAUUAAUAAGUGCAGAAUUCAGUGAAUAAAUCGUUAUGGGUGUUGCAUAAACUAAGUGUUUGAUUAGAAAUUAUCGAGCGUCUCGAUGUCCACGAGUUCACUCGAGACCAACCAACAAAGCGGCGGACAUUUUAUUUUGAGUACUCGAUAAUGUAGCGUUUGCGUCGAAAACAUUCAUGUCGUUUUGUGGUUACAAAUUGGAAUAUCGUUCGCUUACACCUUUCCGAUGCCGAGGGGGGUGAAGCGAGGGCCGGUGGAGAGCGAGGCGGUGGUGGUGCGCGCCGGGGCGUCUCCGGCGCAGACCACGCUGCUGGCGGACAGCCCCGGCCAGCCAGUCAGUUAUCAUCUACUGGAUCACGGUUAUGGGGCCACGCCGCAGCACCAGAUCCGCCGUGAGGCUCCAUCGGUGCCACCUAAGACGUCAGAAGCGGUGAAAAGAAGACUGAACCUGAGCGAAAGCAGUUCAGGCAGCCAGGGGCACGUGGUGCCCAUGAAGGCGGAUUUCAAGACGCCCAAACAGAAACGCGUCAAGGUGCUCACGCCCUACAGCCGACCGUCCAGUUCUAUGAAAAAAUUUACAGAACGAUCCAGGUUUGAUACAUCAUUAGGUUUAUUAACAAAAAAGUUUGUGGCGCUGCUGAAGUCCUCGCCCAACGGUGUUUUGGACCUGAACAUCGCGGCCGAGCGGCUUUCGGUGCAGAAGCGACGCAUCUACGACAUCACCAACGUGCUAGAGGGCAUUGGUAUAUUAGAAAAGCGGUCUAAGAAUAAUAUACAAUGGAAGUGCGGGGGCGCCGGCGGCGGCGCGGACGAGGCGGCGGCGAGGCGGCUGCGGCGCGAGGUGCGGGCGCUGUCGGCCCGCGAGGCGCGCGUGGCCCGGGCGGUGGCCGCGGCCGAGGCGGCCUUGGCGCGGCUCUCUGCCGAGCACGGAGCCCGCGCCUACAUCACCUACGCGGACCUUCGCUCCAUCCGCGACUUCCGCAACCAGACCGUCAUACCUAUCAAGGCGCCGCCAGACACGAGGCUUUCGGUACCGCACCCCGACGAAAAGGGCUACAUGAUACAUUUGAAGUCCAUGUCCGGUGAAAUUGAAGUGUAUCUCUGUCCGAAGGAACGACCCCCUACACCUACACCUUCGUCAAUAUUGCCCGCCGACCCGCUGUUGGAGGACAACAAGGCCUUACUGGCACCUUUGAUUGCGCAGCUGCAGUCCGUCACCUCCUGUUCCAUCACGGCCGACUUCACGACGCCGGUGAAGCGCGACCCCGAUGGCCCCGUGCGCAGCCUGGUGGUGUGCACGCCGUGCGUGACGGACCCCACGCUGCCGCUGGCUUCGCCGCUGACGCGCCCUACGCCGUUGCAGCCACCGCCGCCGCCUCAAGCGACGCCCGACAGCGGCGCGCGCGGCCGGCUGCGCAACGCGCUCAUCGCCGACAGCGACGAUUUCGCGCCCAUCAUGGGCGGCGGACGUUUCCAGCUGCAGACCGAGGACCAGGAGACAGAGACACUGGAGUUGGAACCAUUCCUGGCGCUGGAGCCGCCGAUGUCGGCGACCGACUACGGCUUUUGUCUCGACCACGACGAGGGCCUUUCCGAGCUCUUCGACUUCGAGUUCUAGUGCCCAAGACGCUGGAGCUCUUUUCACUGUCACGCGGGUUUUGCUUCGCAUUCGUAUACGUGCUUGAUAAUCACACUAAAAACCUGGUUUCAAACUGGGAUCUUCCCUGUACUAUGAGUACAAUAGUAACGAAAAUAAUGGGAUCUUUAUGUAUCUAUUAGUUGUGGUGACAGUCCGUGACUCCGAACACGGUUCGUUUCAACAUAUCGCACUUGACAAUUAACAUAGUAUUAUCUCAAAAAUUGCAGUAUAUUAAUAAUUUAUCUCCAAAAU